GGCCCUGGGGCCAGUGUUGCCUCGCUGACCUUUCACUCUUAGAAUCUCCGGACACAGAAAGUUCUUCUGAACGUGUAUCUUUUUGUAUCUUCCCCGCUCGCUCAUUGAGCACCCCCUAACAACCAGGUCUCAGCUCGGCUGCAGGCAGUGAGACCAGCGUGUAGCUGGCCAAGUGCUUCUCGGUAGCAAAGAGCUGAACAAUGACCAUAGUUGACAGAGCUCCCGAAUCGUCAGACCCCUCGACCUAUCAGAACCAGCCUGGCAGCUCCGACGCCGUCUCGCCCGGAGACAUGGAUGCAGGGUCUGCCAGCUGGGGCGCCGUGUCUUCCUUAAACGACGUUGCGAACCACACUCUCUCCUUAGGACCGGUCCCCGGUGCUGUAGUGUACUCCGCUUCAGCUGUUCCCGAGAAAGCAAAGCCGUCUCCGCAGAAGGAUCAAGUCCUAGGUGAUGGCAUUGCUCCUCCACAAAGAGUUCUUUUCCCAUCUGAGAAGAUUUGUCUUAAGUGGCAACAAACUCACAGAGUUGGAGCUGGGCUUCAGAAUUUGGGCAACACUUGCUUUGCCAACGCAGCUCUGCAGUGUCUGACUUACACGCCACCUCUCGCCAACUACAUGCUCUCACACGAACACUCCAAGACAUGUCAUGCAGAAGGGUUCUGUAUGAUGUGCACCAUGCAGGCUCACAUCACCCAGGCUCUCAGCAACCCCGGCGAUGUCAUUAAGCCCAUGUUUGUCAUUAAUGAGAUGAGGCGUAUAGCUCGGCAUUUCCGCUUCGGGAACCAGGAAGACGCCCACGAGUUCCUGCAGUACACUGUGGACGCUAUGCAGAAAGCCUGUCUGAACGGCAGCAAUAAGUUAGACAGACACACCCAGGCCACCACACUGGUCUGUCAGAUAUUCGGUGGAUACCUGAGAUCUAGAGUCAAAUGUUUGAAUUGCAAAGGCGUUUCAGAUACUUUUGAUCCGUACCUUGAUAUAACAUUGGAGAUAAAGGCUGCACAGAGCGUGAACAAGGCGCUGGAGCAGUUUGUGAAGCCGGAGCAGCUGGACGGGGAGAACUCCUACAAGUGCAGCAAAUGUAAAAAGAUGGUUCCAGCUUCAAAGAGAUUCACCAUCCAUCGAUCUUCUAAUGUUCUUACUCUUUCUCUGAAACGGUUUGCAAAUUUUACUGGUGGAAAAAUCGCUAAGGAUGUGAAAUAUCCCGAGUAUCUCGAUAUCCGGCCGUACAUGUCUCAGCCCAGUGGGGAACCGAUCAUCUACGUCUUGUAUGCGGUCCUGGUACACACCGGCUUUAACUGCCAUGCGGGUCAUUACUUCUGCUACAUCAAGGCUAGCAACGGCCUCUGGUACCAAAUGAAUGACUCCAUCGUGUCUACCAGUGAUAUCAGAUCGGUACUCAGCCAGCAAGCUUACGUCCUCUUUUACAUCAGGUCCCACGAUGUGAAAAAUGGAGGCGAACCGACCCAUCCCACCCACAGUCCUGGUCAGUCCUCUCCCCGACCAGUCAUCAGCCAGCGGGUCGCCAACAGCAAGCAGACAGCGUCUGGCUUCAUUGGCCCCCAGCUUCCCGCCCACAUGAUGAAGAACCCCCCUCACCUCAAUGGGACCGGGCCGUUGAAGGAGACACCGAGCAGCUCCAUAUCGACGCCUAAUGGCAACUCGAGUGUCACCCGGGCUGGUCCCGUGGCUGCCUCGACCUCCGUUCAGAAUUGGUCGGUGAACCGGUCCUCUGUUAUCCCUGAGCACCCCAAGAAGCAAAAGAUCACCAUCAGUAUUCACAACAAGCUGCCUGUCCGCCAAGGCCAGCCUCCGCCCAGCCUCCAUGGCAACUCUCUGGAGAACCCCAGCAAGCCCGCUCCCUCAGCCACCAUCACCAGUCCCUCCGCAGCCCAGUCUACCUCGAGCGCACCCCCAAUACCAGCCGCCGGCCACACAGCCAGGCAGCCCGCGAGUGAGUCCUGCCCCAAGCCUGUGGUGAAUGGCAAGUCCAAGCUGAACUCCAGCGUCCUGGUCCCUUAUGGCGCCGAGUCCUCCGAGGACUCUGACGAAGAUGCCAGGGGCCCGGGCAGGGAGAACGGCGUGGGCACUGCCGAGGGCGCCCGCUCACCCACUCCGGCCACGGAGGACGCGGAGGCCGCCGAGGCCCCCCGGCAUGAGCUUCACGAACCCGUGACCCUUAACGGUGCUAACGGCGCAGAUGGUGACCCUAAGGAGAGUGGCUUGCUGUGCGAGGGGGUGGGCUCCCAUGGCCAGCCCACCCUGAACUCGCAGAACCCCUUCUCCAAGGCCAACGGGCUGCCUGCCAAGCUGCCGCCUGCUCCUCUGGCGCCCCUCCCAGAGGACAGAGUCCUGGAGACCUUCAGACCCAGCCACAGCGCAAAGGGCCCUGCAGAGGCGGCCAGUCCAAGCGGAGCAGAACAAAGUCCGCCUGGGGAUCCUGAGGUGGAUGGAGAGGCUGGCAGCCCCACUCCGGAUUCCCACGAGAGACCGGAGGCGCUCUCGAGUCUCGGCAGCCAGUCAGAAGCGGCUCCGCUGCCCUCGGACCCCAGUCCACAGUCUACCAAAGACGUCGUCUCCGAGGAUCUCUCUACACGGCCUGUCGAGCUUGUGCCCAGCCCCGGCAGCCCCUGCCCUCCCCAGCAGGAUACCCCCAAGGACUGCCCACUUUCUCCAAUGGGGGACCCCGGUGAGCCUGGUGGACCCUCUCCAGAGGCCGGCGGGGUGCCGGCAGGGAGUCCACGGACCGAUGUGGUCACGGUGGACGUGGAGGGGAGGCUGAGCCCGGCUCCCCCUGCACAGGCAGAUGGCGGCUGUGAGCGCCAACUCCUCUUCUCUGUUGCUCGGGACAAAUGCACGCAUCCCUCAGACCCCUCGGCGAGCACCCCAGAGGAGCUGCCUGCCGCCCUGCCCGGCAGGAUCACAGAAAACCAUUCAGGAGAGGCCCUCGAUCUGGGCCAUGGGGACCAAGGUGAAGAGGACAAGGUAGAGCAGAAGGUUCCGGACCCCUCUCCAGCAAAGGAAAAGAUCAGCAGCCUCCGGAAAGUGGACCGUGGGCACUACCGGAACUGGAGAGACCGCUCCUCCAGCGGCGAGCGUGCCCGCGAGAGCCGGAGCAAGACAGAGGACCAGGACCGCUACCACCGCCGUCGGCACCCCUACGGGCGGGAGCGGGAGCGGGAGCGGCCCCGGCAGGAGCACCCCCGCACAGAGCAGUGCAGCGGGAGCCUGCACCCCCCCUGCCACAGCGACAGGCUCAGCCCGGGCGAGCGCCACCUGCCGGGCAGGUGCAGGCGUGGCCACCACCACUCACGCAGCCACGGCCCUGAGCAGGAGUGGAGCCGGCACCGCCAUUCGGAGAGUGAGCAUGCCUGGGGCCGGGGCAGGUACCACCCUGACAAGCUGCGCUGGGACAGAGGCCGCUACUACCAUGACAGGUACGCUCCAUACGCGGCCCGGGAGGCAUGGGACUGGAAGCCCUUCCACGGCGACCGUGACUACAAGGCCGGCCCCCCCGGCCGACCCCACGAGGACUACCACCGCACCAGGAAGGGCUACGAGCCAGCCGCCAGGGACAAGGAGCGCCACCACUUUAGCCCCCGCUCGGGCCCACCCCACGCCCCCCCACACCCCGACAGGCACGCCCAUGAGAAACUUGCGCUUGCCACAGAGGCCAGCUGCCACCUCACUGAUCGUUGCCACCAGCCCGAGGACGUGAAGCCACGGAAACGCAGGUACGAGAGCACGGAUGCUGCCGACGGCCACGAGGGGAAGAGAGCCUGGUGCAGCUGCCAUAAGAGCCCUUCGCAGGAGCCCAGAGCCAAGAAGCACAAGAAGUCCAAGAAGAAAAAGAAAUCCAAGCACCGAGCUCGGGAGUCCAGGUGUCACCAGGACUCAGACCUCUCAGUGGCCUGCUCAGACGUGGACCUCCACAGACACAGGAAGAAGAAGAAGAAAAAGAAGAGGCACUCGAGGAGAUCUGAGGACUUUGUCAGAGACCCUGAACAGCACUUACCCAAGGCCGUCAGCUCCGAGACUGUUGACCACUUCCGGAGGAGUGAGGGCGCACUCCCCCUCACUGAUGGCCUGCCUCUGGAAGGCACUGGGACUUCCCGGGAGAAGACAAAACACCUCCGGAUGGAGAGCAGGGAUGACAGGUGUCAUCUCUCUGCCUGUGGCCAGGGUGACUGAACACUUGGCCUCCAGACAUACAUUCUCUAGUCACGAUUCAGCGUCCAACAGAAGCCAUCCCAGCCCAGCUUAAAUUAUAUAGAAACUGUUCAAAUCUGCGUGGUGCUUCUUUAGUAUACUGUACAGAUUUUACCAUGGAGAACUUUUUCUUUAGUUUUUACCUUUUCUUAACGACCCUGAUUCCAAACAGAUAUGAACACUUUGUACAACUGCUGACACUGUAAAAUACCGUGUAACAUAGGGCACGCUGAGAACAUGCCCUGGACUAGAACACCUCAAAUGCUGCUCAACCAGACUCAGGUGGAUCCCUCACACCCCUGCAACGCUCCUCCCGGCUGACCCCGGCGCAAGACCAGGCCGGACAGAGCCCGUGGAAUUGCUCAAAGUACAAACUGACAGUGUGUAUAUUUAAUUUAUAGACUUAUUUAAAGACUUGAGAGCAUUCUGUUUUCUGUCAUGUCUGAUACUAGAAACUAAUUUGCUUAUUUCAGUUGUAUUCAAGAUUUGAAGAUGUAUUUUAUAGACAAGUUCUGUUUUUGAACUUUGUGGAACUAUUCCAAUCAAUUUCCCAGUUAUGAUGAGUAUUCACAUUAUGAAUGUAUAGCCCAAACUUUAUUUGUAAAGCCUACAGUAUGUUUUUAUUACAUCACUUUUUUAUACAGUG
Erinaceus europaeus (western European hedgehog) is the source of this 4854-nucleotide messenger RNA. It is a transcript of the gene USP42, whose product is annotated as ubiquitin specific peptidase 42. Gene Ontology annotation, cellular component: nucleus; cytosol. Bases 201 to 4190 code for a protein of 1329 amino acids. Gene Ontology annotation, biological process: protein deubiquitination; regulation of apoptotic process. Gene Ontology annotation, molecular function: cysteine-type deubiquitinase activity; cysteine-type endopeptidase activity. The record is from RefSeq and is a predicted model, not a curated record. The transcript is spliced from 19 exons. NCBI's taxonomy places the organism in Eukaryota, Metazoa, Chordata, Mammalia, Eulipotyphla, Erinaceidae.